AUGACCGAAGAGAAUAUUAUACCACCUGGUGAACAUCCUGUUAGAAUACGAUGGUUAAAUGCAGCUGAACAAAAUUCAGCUAUUCAAAAGCCGAUAGCACAACAUCCACAAAUCCCAACCAUAAAAACAAAUAAAGUUACAGCACCAUCUGUUGUAAACAAAGCACGAACAAAGGUUCCAAGUGCGACAAAUGUCGUUCGAUUUGUUGAACAACCUGUUCCGACUACUUCGGUCGAUACAUCAAUUCAAUCUUCCAAAGGUAUUAAAGAAUUAAGUGCUGAAGAUAAAUUAAAAAUUGCUAAUUUAAUUAAAGAACUUGCUCGUAUCGGUCAUGAAAAAGAACUUGUAGAAAAUAAACUUGAACAAGAACGAAAAUUAUUUGAAGUACAAAUGAAAACAUUAUUAACUGAUUAUGAUAAAUUAAUGAAAGAUAAUCAAAAACUUCUUACACGUUAUAAUGAAACAAAAAUUAUGUUGAAUGAAUAUGAAAAAAAAUCUCAAUUAUUAUUAAAACCAACAACAAAUGAAUUUCCAAAUCCUCAACGUGUAGAAUCUUCAACACCCAUUAAUUUACCGUUAAAAGAACCUUCAACAACAACAACAAUACGUAAUAAAAACGAAAAUGAUUUAAUUCAACCAUCUCGUACAACAAAUUCAAUAAUAAAUGAACAAUUUCAAUUAAAACAAUUAAUGAUGGAAAAACAAUUAGAAUUACUCCAUAAACAACAACAAAUACUUGAAAAAGAAUUUCAGCAAAGAAAUAUAAAUUCUUUAAUUGAACAACCAGCUAAAUCAUCAUCGAAUUUAACUAUUCAAACUACAACACGUGCUACAUCGCCAAUAAAACAUGAAAUAAAAACAGUCGUUGUCGAACGUGCUACGUCACCUGUUAAACAAACAACAAAACCCCACGUCAAAGUUUCUGAUAAACAGGCUAAGCGUCCAAUUCAAACACAACGAUAUGGAAUUGAUAAUAAUGAUGAAGACCUUUUAAUAUUAUCUUUAAAUGAAUCAUAUCAUGAACAAAUACCAAAAAUCUUACCAAUAAAUAAUAAAUCUCAAAUUAAUAAAAAUUCCAUGAAUGCUAUAGCAGAUUCCGAAGAACAAAAUCUUCUUAAAGAUAUCUUUUUUAUUUGUUAA
This is a messenger RNA of Rotaria sp. Silwood1, 1140 nucleotides long. Lineage: Eukaryota; Metazoa; Rotifera; Eurotatoria; Philodinida; Philodinidae. The record is from the annotation of a GenBank genome assembly.